UGGUAUUUUAUUCCAGCGUGACUGCGACCCAGGCCAUGCCAGUCACCAUGCUGUGCAACCUGCUCUCACGGAUUCAGAGGAGGUGAGUGGUCUUAGCCAUGUUUCAGCAAUUGACAGGCUGAAGAACAAAAGCAUCCUGCGUACUGAGCUGUUUGGAAUUGCGUGCAUUUUCCUGUUUCAUGCUGGUCCUGAUUUCAUGUUUCACUUCAGCAUCGCAGUGCAGACGUACAGCAUGGGAGACCACAGGUUGCAUCUCCUGCGGUAUCUUCUUCAGAGGAACCUGCUGACACAGGAUCAGAGGAGUCUGGACGAACAGCAUAGAAGCCGACAGCUUGCCCUUCCUGCUGAAACUUCUUUGGAGGACGUAGGCAGCGAACAGGAACCUUGUCCCACCCAUCACGUUGCUCUCCCUGCUGAAAUGCAUUUAGAGGAGGUUUAUUCAUGUUCAAGCAGUGAAGAAGCAAGCUGUGCUGACCAAGGUGCUCAUAAUUCUGCUUCUUCAACCAGUGAUGCAGAACAGUAUUUAUCAGAUGAUGGAACCCAUGAGGAAAGCCACCCUUUUGACAGUGACAGUCUGAAUGUGAAGGUGUGCAACUGUGUGUCAACAACUGUUGCGGAUGUGUUGGUGUUAGCCCUAGCAUACGUAAGUAGACACAAGCCGACGACAGCUGCACUGCUUGACCUUUUACUGCUUAUCAACACCAUCUUCCAGAGCAGCAUCUUGCCAACAACGCAGUAUUUAUUCAGGAAAGUGUUCCCCGUAGAAGCCGAGCAAGUAUCACAUCACCUAUAUUGUCCAAAGUGUUCACUUAAUCUUGGACGUAAGACCAGCACCACACGCAAAAAGAUCAAGUGUACCAACUGCAACACCCAAUGGAACUUGAAUGAUAUACCUUCACUGAUCAUGCUGCCUCUAGGUCCCCAGAUUCGAUUUCUUUUGGAGAACAAUCCCUCAAUACAGCAGCAUUUGAGUUACAGAACAGACCGAACAAAAAGCAAAAAGACCAGCUUCGAUGAUAUCCUGGAUGGUGCAAAGUACAAAAGCCUGUCUCAGCCCGGACAGUUCUUGUCGUCUCCUAAUAACUUUUCGUACACCUUUAACACUGAUGGGGCACAGGUGUUUAAGUCUGCCAAAACCUCCGCCUGGCCCAUUCAUGUCAUGAUAAACGAGUUGCCUCCCCGUGUUAGGCAAAAGCAUAUGCUUUUAGCAGGGCUCUGGUGUGGAAAAGGAAAGCCAGAUAUGAACACGUUUCUUGGACUCUUUGUCAAUGAUGCCAAAAAGAUAUUUGAUGGUGUGAAGUGGAAAAACAACUCUGGAACUGUAGUUAGGAGCAGAUUUGUUGGGCUGUGCUGCUGUGUCGAUUCUGUUGCAAGAGCACCCAUGCAGAACCAUGUUGGAUUUCAUGGUUACUUCGGCUGCAGCUGGUGUUAUCAUAAAGGUGAAUACCACGCUUCGGCAAUCAGGUUCCCAAUCACCAUCGACACGCCUAUGGAGCGAACAGAUGACAUGGCUAUAAGAGAAAUGCAGCAGUCACUGAAAGAGAAGCGGCAUCCUGUAUGUGGUUUUAAAGGUCCAGCAGCGUUAAUUAACAUGCCACAUUUUGGAAUAGUGUCAGGAUUUGUCCCAGAUUAUAUGCAUGCUGUACUUCUGGGUGUUGUAAGGACAAUCACAGGACUAUGGCUGUCAGAAGCGAAGGAGAGGUUUUACAUUGGUAAGAAAUCGACAACCAAUAUCAUCAAUAGCAGGAUAAUUGAAAUGUCUCCACCAAGCAGUGUGUCAAGGCUACCAAGGGAUAUAACUGAGCACCGGUUCUGGAAAGCAUCUGAAUGGAAAGCAUGGUUAUUGUACUACGUCUUUCCGUGUCUCCACGGUAUCCUCCAUAAUGACUUUCUGCAGCACUUUGCACUGCUCUCCAGAGCAGUGUUUCUGCUUUUGCAAGGCUCCAUUAGCAGGGCCUUCAAUGUGCAUUGCCUCGGACACCUGACAAGAAGUGUUGUGGACUUUGGUCCUCUUUGGGCACAUUCAGGGUUUCCCUUUGAAACGGCGAAUGGUCUUCUUCGAAAAUUAUUCAAGGAACGACUGCGAAGCAAUAUGUCGGACUCCACAAGCGCCUCCUGUAACGGGGGAUACACAGGAAAGUAUCAUGCAUAUGUGGGUUUCAUCAUGGCGACCCAAAUGAGCUCCCGGGUGGCUCAGUUCCACUUCGAGGAGAAACGUUUCUGCUUCGGCUGCGACCAGUUGCAAGCUGGUAUUUUGAACUGGGACCAGUUCAAGCUGGGACCAGCUGCCAACUGGUUUUGA
Ornithodoros turicata is the source of this 2302-nucleotide messenger RNA. RefSeq lists its product as uncharacterized. Lineage: Eukaryota; Metazoa; Arthropoda; Arachnida; Ixodida; Argasidae. The transcript is spliced from 7 exons. The coding region runs from base 197 to 2302 and encodes 701 amino acids. The record is from RefSeq and is a predicted model, not a curated record.